Messenger RNA from Sinocyclocheilus anshuiensis, 1119 nucleotides. RefSeq names its product cingulin-like. NCBI's taxonomy places the organism in Eukaryota, Metazoa, Chordata, Actinopteri, Cypriniformes, Cyprinidae. Bases 5 to 955 code for a protein of 316 amino acids. Gene Ontology annotation, cellular component: bicellular tight junction; myosin complex. The record is from RefSeq and is a predicted model, not a curated record. The transcript has 8 exons. Gene Ontology annotation, biological process: protein localization to cell-cell junction.
GCGGAUGGAGGAGCUGGAGGAGAGCGUGCUGGAGAAAGACCAGGAGCUGCUGCGCCUCACACAGAUCGUCAGCAGACUGCAGGGAGAGGUGUCAGGUAAGCUGAGUGAUAAGGAGCAGACGCUGGAGGAGGAGAUCCAGCUGCGGGAGCGUGUGCAGCUGCAGUGCAAACAAGCCGAGAGGACGGUGGAGGAUCUGCGCAUGGAGCUGCAGACGCUGGGACAGUCCAGAGACGAGCUCUCCAAACAGCUCAAGGUGGCUCAGGAGAAGAUCAUCGAUCUGGAGGCAGAUCUAGAGGAGCUGCAGGAGAACGAGCAGCGAUGGGCGUCCAAACACAAGCGAGCUCUGGAUCAGUCGGAGCAGCUGCAUAUCAAGCUCAUCCAGGAGAAAAAUCUCAACGAUCAGCUGGAGUGUGAGAAGGCCAUCCUGGAUAGACAGCUGCGGGAUCUGCGCAGAGAGAUGGAGGAGCUGCAGAAUAACAGAGUGGAGGUGGACUCAAUCACCAGAGCCGAGAUUAAAGCCAAAGAACUGGAGAACACACUGCGCGCCGAGGAGAGGAAUAAAGUGGUGAUGAACAACACCAUCAGCAAACUGGAGAAGAAGAUCCACGAGCUGAUGGAGCAGAUGGAGGAGGAGCACAAGAUCUCCACCGAACAGAGAGAGCUGAUGAAUCAGCGCAUCCGUUCACUAAAGCGGCAGCUGAACGAGGCCGAGGAAGAGGCAAGUCGACGAGACGUCCAGCACCGACACACACACAGAGAACUGAUGGAGGAGAGAGAAACUAACAGCCGCCUGCAGAGACAACUGCUGGACCAACAGCUGCACAACAAGAGGAAAGAGUCGAGACAAACUCUGGAAAGCCUGAAGCUGAACCUGAGUGAAGAGGAUGAUGAUGAUGAGGAAGAGCAGCAACAGAGCCAAUCCAAACCCACAGAGAAGCAGAUCUCUCAGGUGUGACAGGACCAGACCUAACCGCAGCUAAAACUGACAAAACCCAAUGUAAACCUGCUGUUUCCCCUCAAAUAUCAAAGACUUCAAACCAAAACAGAUCACACAAACCACUUGAGUCCAGGUCUACGAGAGAGAGAGAGAGAGAGAGAGACCGGAUCCAGAGAAGCUCC